GAAUCUUUUUCUAUUUGGAGCGCUAUAAGAUUGGGGCAGAUCCCGCGGAGUAAACGGUAUCCGCACUACAAGAUAAGGCCAUGAGCUCGAUAAUGGAGUGGGGAGCAGUGCGGGCUAUGAGGUAGUGGACGCUGCAUGCUUUGUCUUCACUCAAGAUGGAUCUCGUUAUGGCCGAUCGAAGGGCCCGGUCGCACACACGAACACAUGCGUGACAAGUGUCCGCAUGGUUGAGGCCAUGCUCCCCAUGCUGCUCCCCAAGACUCGAAGGCAUUGGUGGCCCCAUGAUCCCAUCUACCUAGUUGUUCCUGCAUUGCGCCUGACAUUUCUCCCUCACCUUCAAGCAGCAUGUCGUCGACGUUCCUGCGAUUGUUUUUUUGUUGUCGUUGGCAACAUUUGGCAACUUCCUCACGUCCGGCCCAAAGUGUCUUUUCUUCGCACGAUUUAGAAGAAGAUAAACGUUGUGCUUACUCGCUUCUUUGAGAGUACUAAUUUUGUUUGUUUGCUUCAGCAAGCUUCAGACGGAGGUAGAUGAAACUCGGGCUUUCGAUUAUAAUGCAUAUCGCAUAAUUAAAAAAAUAAAUAAGGGAGGGGCUAGUGAAGAAAGCUCUGUGAUUGGUCAGAGUCAUCCCUAUGUUUAAUACAACUCCGUGAUAUAGUCUUCACGGCAGAGAGAAAAGGGGAGAAGUAGUGCACAUUAGCCUAGGGUG
Marchantia polymorpha subsp. ruderalis is the source of this 707-nucleotide messenger RNA. NCBI's taxonomy places the organism in Eukaryota, Viridiplantae, Streptophyta, Marchantiopsida, Marchantiales, Marchantiaceae. The record is from the annotation of a GenBank genome assembly.